UAACAGAUAAAGUGGGGCAUUGGAGCUAAGUACUAAGAUGUACAACGUCUUUCCCUUAUCAAUGCUUCGGUGAGAUAACCCGAACAAUUUACUUCCAUCGUGUCACAGAUUGACCAAAGAUGUGGACACAACUCGUCCUGGGGGUAAUGCUGAGUACGACCGCUUGGUCCGUCCCGAACCCAACUAUUAGAUAUGAUGGGCACGAAGUACUCCAGAUCUUGCCCAAAACAAUCGAAGAUGUGCACGAGCUGCUCUCUUUGGCUAAAAAAUACCACCUUGACAUUUGGAAGUCUCCUCGCUAUCUCAAUGAGACUUUUGACGUCAGAGUGGACCCUGAACAGAUCACAGACUUUGUCAAUGACAUCGAGGCUCUAGGUCUCAAGGCCAACCACUGGAUCACGGACGUUCAAAAACUUAUUGACGAAAUUUCCACUGGUCGCGAUCGCCGAGCAACUUUCAGUAUCGGUGCUUUCAACGACCACGCUUCCAUCAAUGCCUACCUCGACUCGCUGGCUUCUGCCAAUCCUCACGUGACUGUACACACCAUGGGAAAUUCUUACGAGGGCAGAGCUAUCAAAUACGUAAAGAUCAGCAACAACCUCGGCGUCAACAAGAAGGCCAUAUACGCUGAUGGGGGAAUCCACGCCAGGGAAUGGCUGGCAGUUACCACAGUCCUCUACUUUAUUGAUCAGAUUGCCAACAAUCCCAGUCGAGACAGAACAAUCGACGCUCUCCUCGGAAAGUUCGAUUUCUACUUUGCUCCUGUGGUAAACCCCGAUGGUUACGAAUACAGUCGAAGCCACGACAGAAUGUGGAGAAAGAACAGACGGCCCGUAAUCAGUGGCUGCAAUGGUGUAGACCUCAACAGGAACUUUGCUUAUCACUGGAACCCUGACAAUGGCGGAAGUCGUAAUCCUUGUGAAGAGGUCCACGCAGGAACUCACGCCACGUCAGAAAUAGAGACCAAACAUAUUCAGAACUUCCUGUGCAGCCAUAGCAACCUGAUCGCCUACCUGAACGUGCACACAUACGGACAAUACUGGAUCUAUCCCUGGGGCUACACCCCAAUCUUACCCGCCGAUUACAGGGACUUGGAUCAUCUGGGCCGAUCGGCAGCAACUGCAAUUCGUCACACACACGGGAGGACAUUUACUGUAGGGGAGGACACCCGAGUUCUUUAUGCUGCAGCCGGAGGAGCUGACGAUUAUGCCAAGGGCGCAUGCGGAGUAAAGUAUUCCUACACUGUGGAGCUAAGAGACACCGGCCUACACGGAUUCGUGGCCCCUACCUCCUACAUCAUCCCCGCCGGAGAGGAAACUUUUGCCGGCUUCAAAGCGUUCGCAACAGAGCUUGUACACUAUGAACAUUUGUAAAAAAAAAAAAAGUGAUUAAAAAGGGAAUAUUUUUAAUGUGUUAGG
This is a messenger RNA of Magallana angulata, 1418 nucleotides long. Its product is annotated as carboxypeptidase B-like. NCBI's taxonomy places the organism in Eukaryota, Metazoa, Mollusca, Bivalvia, Ostreida, Ostreidae. The transcript is spliced from 12 exons. The record is from RefSeq and is a predicted model, not a curated record. Gene Ontology annotation, molecular function: metallocarboxypeptidase activity; zinc ion binding. Bases 120 to 1373 code for a protein of 417 amino acids. Gene Ontology annotation, biological process: proteolysis.